Pelmatolapia mariae (spotted tilapia) is the source of this 1656-nucleotide messenger RNA. It is a transcript of the gene tmprss3a, whose product is annotated as transmembrane serine protease 3a. The transcript has 14 exons. Gene Ontology annotation, biological process: proteolysis. Gene Ontology annotation, molecular function: protein binding; serine-type endopeptidase activity. NCBI's taxonomy places the organism in Eukaryota, Metazoa, Chordata, Actinopteri, Cichliformes, Cichlidae. Gene Ontology annotation, cellular component: membrane. The record is from RefSeq and is a predicted model, not a curated record. The coding region runs from base 1 to 1578 and encodes 525 amino acids.
AUGACUGAAGACUGUGAGAAGAUCAGUCCUGCUGCUAGUGCUGAUAACACAUCAUCCACCUCAACAGAACCAAAGAAAGACGCACCGGAGCAACCAGGCUCCUCCACGAUAGACGUGGUCUCGGUGACAGAAGAAGACCUCCCUACUGUCGAGACCCCCACCAGUCUGAACAUCAGCCCCCUGGGCAGCUUUGUUAUUGAGCCACAGUCAGGGAACUAUUGCACUAAACCCGCAGAUCCCCAACCUCCACCCAGUCCAGCCAUGCCCAUUACCAAAGUGCAGCCAUUUAUGCAUGAAGAUGACAUGGAUAAAAGCUGGAAGAGCAGAAUCUUAGCCCAUCGCUUUGCCGUUCUGAUAUUCGCUGUUUGCUGCAUCCUCGGGGUGGCUGUCCUGCUCAGCGUUGGCCUUGGAUUGGGCCUGAGCUGUUCGGGGAGGUUUCACUGUGGCUCCUCGUCUCAGUGCAUCAACAACAUUUACUUGUGUGACGGAAAACUUCACUGUAAAAAUGGGGAAGACGAGCUUGGCUGUGUGCGUCUGAGUGGCAGAAGUUCAGUCCUGCAGGUUCAGAUCCAGGGAAAAUGGAGGACAGUCUGCUCAGAAGAUUGGAACAACAGGCUGGGCAGAGCUGCCUGCAAGCAGCUUGGAUACUCCAGUUAUUUAGAGUCUUUCUUCAUCUCUCUGACCUACAUUGAGAAGGACCUUCAGAGUGACCUGAUGUCUUUCCACUGGAACAAGUCACAGAUAAUCAAACUUCAGAACGCCCCAUCUAUCAGUAAGACACAGUGCAGCUCAGGGCUGGUGACAACUCUAAAAUGUCUAGACUGUGGUGUCAGGCCUCAGUACAGGACACGUAUUGUUGGAGGUAACAUCUCGAAACAAGGCCAGUUCCCCUGGCAGGUUAGCCUCCAUUUUAGGAAUGAACACCUGUGUGGAGGCUCCAUCAUAUCACCAUACUGGGUCAUCACUGCAGCACAUUGUGUGUAUGGGUUUGUAAACUCCUCCAUGUGGUCAGUCUAUGUGGGACUGACAGAGCAGCCGCUUCACGGGGCCCAGGCUUUGGCUGUUGAGAAAAUCGUAUACCAUAAUCGUUACCGACAAAAAGGACUCGACUAUGACAUCGCACUGAUGAAACUGGCCAAGCCACUUGAAGUUAAUGGCUCUGUGCAGCCCAUCUGCCUGCCCAGCCAUGGAGAGGAGUUUAAGGAGGGCACCUUGUGCUGGAUCUCUGGUUGGGGUGCAACAGAGGAAGAUGGAGACACUAGUGUCGUUCUGCGCUCAGCUGUGGUACCACUUAUCUCCAACCAGAACUGCAACAAACCAGAGGUUUACAAGGGCUUAAUCUCCUCCUGGAUGAUCUGUGCAGGAUACCUGGAUGGUGGAAUUGACUCCUGUCAGGGGGACAGCGGCGGUCCGCUUGCCUGUGAGGACUCGUCUGUGUGGAAGCUAGUUGGAGCAACCAGUUGGGGCAUUGGCUGUGCUCACAUAAACAAGCCGGGCGUUUACACCCGCAUCACGCACGCUCUCAGCUGGAUCCACAAACAGAUGGAGAAAGAAGAGGCUCUGAAAACAGGAAACUGAAUCCCCCACAGUGACUUCUCACCGGACUAUACACAUGUCUCCACAUUUGGCAACAAGUACCUGUAGAGACAAACUGUA